UCCUAACAGGGGUUCUAUGUAUUACAAAUAAAUUAAGGGGUGAAAUGUAGAUAAGAAUUAUAGCCGGUGUCUCUUUUUUUUUUCCUACACGUUUUUAGUUUUUAGGAGAAUCUUGAAUCUGUUGCUCAAAAAAAAAAAAGGAGAAUCUUGAAUCUUCUAGAGUCACUCGCUUGUAAAGAGAUAUGGCGGGAGCUGCUUCCACCUCCGAUCUACCGUUAAAAAUCAUAACCGGAGCUGAUGCGUUCGGAGCAAGCCUCAAGGACGCGAUGGUCUCCCACCUCCGCUCCCUCGGCAUAGCCGUGGAGGAUACCGGCGUGUCGUCAUACUACUCCGCCGGAUCCGAAGUCGGCCGCCGCGUCUCCUCCGCAUCAUCUUCCUCCUCCGAAAUCCGCGGCUUGGUAUGCUGCGGCACCGGCGUCGGAGUCGCGAUGUUCGCCAACAAGUUCCCGGGAGUCUACGCCGCCACGUGUCUCACCGUCGAAGACGCCGUUAACGCUAGAUCGAUCAGCGACUGCAACGUCCUCGCGCUCUCCGGCGCGAAAACCUCCCCGGAAACCGCCGUGGAGAUCUUCGACGCGUGGAUCGGAACUCCGUUCAAAUCCCCGUGUCCUGCCUCCGGAUCGGAGCCGUGGAGCUCCGAGAUCUCCUCCUUCCUCGACGAUUCCCUCUCCGAGAUGGCUCAAAUCGGAAAAUCAACCGAUCAUCUUAGUCCGACUAAACCAGAAUCCGAUUCAUGCGCGAUUUGCUGCUUGGCCAAGAACAGAGAGUUCACUCCGGUUGAGAUAAUGCCUGGAGGGUCGAUGAAGAUCGUUAGGGAGACUCCGACGUCGGCCAUCGUGAGGUUUAAAGCGGGGAGUGUGGAGCCGGCGCACCACCACACGUUUGGUCAUGAUCUUGUAGUCAUCAAAGGGAAGAAGAGCGUGUGGAAUUUGAGUAAGAGUGAGCGAGCUGAUCUCGUUGAGGGAGAUUAUCUAUUCACUCCGGCUGGUGACGUGCACAGAGUGAAGUAUCAUGAAGACACUGAGUUCUUUAUAACUUGGGAUGGCCAUUGGGAUAUCUUCCUUGACGAAGAUCUCGAGACUGGAAAGAAAGCUAUAGAAGAAGAAGCUUCUUGAAGAAGCUUUGCCCCUUAUG
Messenger RNA from Brassica oleracea var. oleracea, 1134 nucleotides. Its product is annotated as DNA-damage-repair/toleration protein DRT102. The transcript is spliced from 2 exons. Lineage: Eukaryota; Viridiplantae; Streptophyta; Magnoliopsida; Brassicales; Brassicaceae. The record is from RefSeq and is a predicted model, not a curated record. Gene Ontology annotation, biological process: carbohydrate metabolic process. Bases 183 to 1115 code for a protein of 310 amino acids. Gene Ontology annotation, molecular function: isomerase activity.